Molecule: messenger RNA, 1635 nt
Organism: Talaromyces amestolkiae
Lineage: Eukaryota; Fungi; Ascomycota; Eurotiomycetes; Eurotiales; Trichocomaceae
Exons: 6
Coding region: 1-1635 (544 amino acids)
Molecular function (GO): dipeptidyl-peptidase activity
Source: RefSeq, a predicted model, not a curated record
AUGUCGAUGGAAGUCGGUUCGAUCGACGUGUUGCAGACCAGCAUCUCGCCUCUCACUGCUGAAUUUGCACGGUAUAAGGGAUUAAAGCCGGGCAUAGCGACUUUGCCAAAAGGAUUUCGGAAAACAGCAGAGAAUCGCCAAUUUGAUACUGAUACUUUGUGGGAACGUGAUAUCCAAAUCCCUAUGCGGGAUGGUACUAUAUUGUAUGGCGAUAUCUUCCGCCCCGCGAUCACGUCCGAGAAGGUCCCGAUAUUGCUGGUCUGGAGUCCAUACGGGAAGUCAGGUGUCGGCUUCUUCGAUGUAACCCUUGUCCAGAAUCGAGAUGGCGUGCCCUUGGAUCGCGUGAGCGGUUUUCAGAGUUUCGAAGCCCCUGAUCCAGCCCUAUGGACUGCUCUAGGCUAUGCAGUAAUUAAUGUUGAUGCACGCGGUAUAUUUAAGUCUGGAGGUAAUCAUAGGUGGCAUGGAACCAAGGAAGGGGAAGAUGGCUAUGACACUGUUGAAUUUGUCGGUCAACUACCCUGGACUAAUGGCCGUGUUGUACUCAUGGGAAACUCUUGGCUGGCAACUGCACAAUGGUUUAUUGCUUCCUUGCAGCCACCUCAUUUGGCCGCGAUAAUGCCGCUCGAAGGUCUGAGUGACGUAUAUCGAGAGACUUUAUGCCGUGGCGGUGUMCCCUACAAGCCGUUCUGGACAUUCUUGGGAAAUCACCUGGUUGGUGAGAAUGGACGGGAGGACGUUAUAUCAAUGAUUGAGAAAUAUCCGCUUAUGAAUGAGUACUGGGAAGACAAACGGGCCAAAUCGCACCUGAUUAAAGUGCCUGCAUACAUUCUUGCAAAUGAUUCGGUUGAGGAUUUUAGAAGGUUUCUUGAUUUUUACACCAAGGACAUCAAGAACGGCUGGGAGGAGACUCCUAGAGAUCCCCUUUAUAAUGUACCGUUCUCUGACUGGCCUCCUCCAGAGACUGAAUACCAUAGCCUCUACCUUUCUGAAAGCGGUAAGCUCGUAACAGACUUGUCGGAAGCACAGAAAUCUGGCGCAGUAUCUUAUCAAUCAGAUGCGCCGUCUCUCCAAAUGGAUAACGAUACAGAAGAAAUCCAAUUCAGAGUUACCUUUACCGAAAAAAUGACAAUUGUCGGAGCCUCCAAAGCAGUACUAUAUGUAUCAUGCCCAGAUCACAACGACUUCGAUGUCUUUGUACAACUACGCAAGGCAGACAAGGAUGGCACUAUACUACGGAAUUGCAAUAUCCCGCUGAAAGAUUUAGGCGUGAACAAUGUCAAAGAGGUCGAUCUCGUCAAUAUUCUGCACUAUCUCGGUCCUACUGGCAUCAUCCGCGCAAGUCACCGGAAGAUAGAUCCUGCGCUCUCAAAACCGCAUUGGCCUGCUCAUGAUCAUACGAGCGAAGACAAGAUAGCCCCUGGUACGAUUGUCAGGCUUGAGAUUGGAAUUUGGGCUACAGCAAUACAUUUCGAACCUGAUGAGCAGUUGGUACUGAAGAUCUCUGGCCAUCAGAUGACAUUAGCUGAGUUUGAACCCCUCCGUGGACUGUUCCAGACUGGUAAUAAAGGUAAACAUAUCGUGCACUUUGGUGGAGACCGUAAGAGUCAUAUACAGAUUCCUAUCGUUCCUGUUUAG